Molecule: messenger RNA, 1541 nt
Organism: Frieseomelitta varia
Lineage: Eukaryota; Metazoa; Arthropoda; Insecta; Hymenoptera; Apidae
Gene: M6
Product: neuronal membrane glycoprotein M6-a
Exons: 5
Coding region: 362-1153 (263 amino acids)
Biological process (GO): neuron projection development
Cellular component (GO): plasma membrane
Source: RefSeq, a predicted model, not a curated record
AAGAAUUUAAAAACAAACGAUAUUAUUUGAAAAAAUAUAUAUUUGACUUAAAGCGCAACAAUUGUCGUACAAUAUUAACAUAUCUUUGUUCAUUCUGCCAAAUCAUAUAAGUAAGAUAUAAAAAAAUAUUUUAAGGGACAAUUAAUAAUAGCAGUCUGUCAUAACUCGUAGAAUCUCUAUUAACGAGCGGUGUAACGUGCGGAUGUGUAAUUACGAGAAGUGUGUGGGAUGUUAUUCACUAAUACAGUAGAAUGAUAUUCAAUUACGACAUUAAUUGAGAGAAUUCUAGCAUUGUAGUCUCGGAAUCAACAACGGGCAGUGCCCAUCUGAAACGGACUUAACCUUGAAUUAAAAUCGAAGGAUGGCGAGUAUGUGUAAUGAUUGCAUGGCCCGAGUGCCAUAUGCAACUCUUAUUGCAACAAUAAUGUGUUGCUUAGGAGUAGGUAUAUUCUGUGGUACAAUGUACAGAGGUGUUACAUUAAGUUCUUUGAUGAUGGAUCAAGUAUUUCAUUUAAGACUUGGAUGGUUGGAGCCUGUUCAAUUAACUUUUGCAACAAUUGGUGCUAGUAUGGCAGCUUUAGGUUUUAUGAUAUUAUGUGUUGGUUGUCUUGCAACUGGAGCUACAAGACAUAAAGUAUAUAGAGCCUGGAGAUCUAGAGUUGGUGGACGCAUCUCUUGUGCUGUUUUCAUGACAAUUACUUAUAUACUACAACUAGGCUGGCUUUUAAUAUUUGCAUUCUUGAUUAUAAUUGCUUGGGUUUUUACUAUAUUUUGGGGUUUAUGUAGCAAUCCCCGUGUUCAAUCUCUUGACCAAUGUAUUGAUUUUACUCAAUUUAGCUUUAUAUUCCCAAAUAAUACAAGGGUGGAUGAUAUGAAAAUAUGUGGACCACAAGAAGUGAAAUUGUUUUGCAAGGAUUUUGUUGAAAAAGCAGAGAUCAUGUUUAUUUUAGCAACUGCAGCUGCCAUGUUGGUUGUAUUGAGUCUCAUACAUUAUUUAAUGUGUUUGUCUGCUAAUUACGCACACAUUAGAGAUCAUGAAAAAUUUCAAGAACUGCAAGAACUUCAAUAUCUUCAAGAUCCAGGAGAUCCAGAUUCUCCUCAACCCGGAAUGGGAACUCUGACUUCGCACCAUCGUGCUAAAGAUAGAUUCUAGGAUACGGCCCGCGAGAUCUUCGCGAUGAAUCCUCUAUAACUCUAUACAUUCUUGUUUACAAAAUAUUGGAGAUAUUUACUCUACAAGAAUUUAUGACGAUUUGAUGUUAUUCUCUUCUAUGUAUCUAAAUUCAGUAUUCUACUAAUCGAUUAAUAUUGUAGUAGUUUACUGAUUGAGGAUCUUGCGGGAACACUUUAUGCCGUCCAUUUUCUGCGACUGUCUUGUAAGCAUUUAUUUUUAUUUAAAGUUAUGAGUUCAUUAAUGAUUAGAGAUAUAAGAUUUUAUCUUUCGUAACAUUGUUCAUUUAAUUGUUUCUAUAUAAAGUAUAAAAUAUUCGAAAACAUUCCAUAUAUUUCAUACAUAUUCGUUGAUAAAGUAUUUUUUAUUU